UAGUAGAAUACAACAACAUGGAAACACAACACAACACAAACGUGAACAUAAAGAAUCAAUCUUCUAUAAUGUGUUCUUCAGAGUUUUCAUUUUCUUCAACUGCAGAGGAAGUUACUCAUGGGAUUGAUGCCACUGGCCUCACCGCUAUUGUCACAGGAACAACCAAUGGUAUUGGCAUUGAGACUGCACGAGUUCUAGCUUUGCGUGGGGUUCAUGUGAUUAUGGGGGUAAGAAAUCUUGUUGCAGGACAAAAUGUGAGAGAAGCAAUACUUAAGGAUAUUCCAAUAGCUAAAGUUGAUGUGAUGGAGUUAGAUCUUAGUUCAAUGGCAUCUGUUAGGAAAUUUGCAUCAAACUUCAAUUCCUCUAAUCUACCAUUGAACAUUCUCAUAAACAAUGCAGGAAUUUGUGCAACUCCUUUCACAUUAUCCAAAGACAACAUUGAACUACAAUUUGCUACAAAUUAUUUAGGUCAUUUUCUUUUAACAAAUCUUUUAUUGGACACUAUGAAGAAGACAACAAGUGAAAGCAAGAAAGAAGGAAGAAUUAUUAAUGUCUCAUCUGAUGGUCACCAAUAUACAUAUCCCGAAGGAAUCCUUUUUGGUAAAAUUAAUGAUGAAUCAAGUUACCAUAGAUGGAAGGCUUAUGGUCAAUCUAAGCUUGCUAACAUUUUACAUAGCAAUGAACUUGCAAGAUAUCUCAAGGAAGAUGGAGUUGAUAUUACUGCAAAUUCUCUUCACCCAGGAGCUAUUUUUACCAACAUUGUAAGUCCUGAGGUUGGUCAAACUAUCCCAAAAGAUCUACUAAAUGUGUUGGGGGAAAUUGUAAUUAAGAGUGUCCAACAGGGAGCAGCAACAACAUGCUAUGUAGCAUUGAACUCACAAGUGAAGGGAAUUAGUGGCAAGUAUUUUUGUGACAGUAAUGUGGCUGAACCAAACUCACAGGGAACAAACACAGAUUUGGCAAAGAAACUUUGGGAUUUCAGCAUUAAAUUAAUUGAAUAGAAUAUGCUAAAAUUCAUAUGUACUUUAAAUUAAAUAUGAUCACCUUUUACCACUAUAGUCUAGUGGCAUUGAGUUGAAAUGUUAUUAAACACAUUACAUGGAAAUACCAAAAGGUCAUUAAAUUAGAA
Messenger RNA from Cicer arietinum (chickpea), 1129 nucleotides. Its product is annotated as short-chain dehydrogenase TIC 32, chloroplastic-like. The record is from RefSeq and is a predicted model, not a curated record. Lineage: Eukaryota; Viridiplantae; Streptophyta; Magnoliopsida; Fabales; Fabaceae.